Cynoglossus semilaevis (tongue sole) is the source of this 1093-nucleotide messenger RNA. RefSeq names its product visinin-like protein 1. Gene Ontology annotation, molecular function: calcium ion binding. NCBI's taxonomy places the organism in Eukaryota, Metazoa, Chordata, Actinopteri, Pleuronectiformes, Cynoglossidae. The record is from RefSeq and is a predicted model, not a curated record. The transcript is spliced from 4 exons. Bases 321 to 896 code for a protein of 191 amino acids.
CCUCUCAUCCUCCCUCUCCUCCUCUCAUCUCUCAGCAGCAGCAGCUGCAGCAGUAACCGACUAUAUUUUUUUCCAGCAACAUCAUCUCUCAGACCUGUGCGGUACGCUUUCUGUCCAGGCUUACUUUUCUUUCCUCCUGUAAAAACGUCAAAUAAUUCUCGGCACACAAGCGAACGACCCCCGCGAGAGAAGCAGUAAACAGAAGAGAGUGUUUAAAUUGCAACACUUAUCCCCUCCGCCGUCCUCGUAGGUUCGUUCCUGACCUACUCCAGACAUCACACCGGACUUCUGCCGUCGACUCAGCAUCAUCGAAAGGCAAAAUGGGGAAACAGAACAGCAAGCUGACCCCUGAAGUGAUGGAGGACCUGGUGAAGAACACAGAGUUUAAUGAGCACGAGCUGAAGCAGUGGUACAAGGGAUUCCUGAAGGACUGCCCCAGCGGCCGCCUCAACCUGGAGGAGUUCCAACAGCUUUAUGUCAAGUUCUUCCCCUAUGGUGAUGCGUCCAAGUUUGCCCAGCAUGCCUUCAGGACCUUUGACAAGAACAGCGACGGCACCAUUGAUUUCAGGGAGUUCAUCUGUGCUCUGUCUAUCACAUCACGAGGCAGCUUUGAGCAAAAGCUCAACUGGGCCUUUAACAUGUAUGACCUGGACGGGGACGGAAAGAUCACACGGGUGGAGAUGCUGGAAAUCAUUGAGGCCAUCUACAAGAUGGUGGGCACAGUGAUCAUGAUGAAGAUGAACGAGGACGGCCUGACGCCUGAGCAGAGGGUGGACAAGAUCUUCUCCAAGAUGGAUAAGAACAACGACGACCAGAUAUCGCUGGAGGAGUUCAAAGAGGCAGCCAAGAGCGACCCGUCCAUCGUACUAUUGCUGCAGUGCGACCUGCAGAAAUAGGCCGCAGGGCGGGCGGGAAGCUUCGCCAUCCGCCACGGACUGCACAGAAAGAAUUUCAUGUUCCAUUCAGUUUGCAGCUAUUUCCACUGAAAACGAAAAAAAAAAAAAAAAAAAAUUAUAUGCUUGGACUACCUUUCAAUGGAUCUGCUUCUUGUGUUUGAAACACUCGUGUGCAUGAGAAUGUUAUUUGCUAUUAA